This is a messenger RNA of Prunus mume (Japanese apricot), 1022 nucleotides long. Its product is annotated as antigenic heat-stable protein. Lineage: Eukaryota; Viridiplantae; Streptophyta; Magnoliopsida; Rosales; Rosaceae. The record is from RefSeq and is a predicted model, not a curated record.
AAAAUACCUGUCGUUUACAAUUAGGGCUUCCACAGAGACCCAGAGAGAGUGAGCGCGCGCAGAGAGGGAUCGGAAUUGGAAUCGGAAUAUUAGGGCUUGCAGCUUUGAGAGUGUCGCGAUUAUAGGUUUGCAGGAGAAUUGAAGAAUGGGUUCUUCUUCGGUGAUAACCCCCGAAGAUGUAUUAGAGUCUCUGAUGAACGAUGGUACCAUUGAUGCUCUCAGGUUAAAGAUCAUCAAUCAGCUCAAAGCCAAUGAAGAGCUGAAGAAGACGACCAUUAAAAUGGCGGAACAGAGCAAAGUUCUCAAUACUCCUGGGGCCGAGAAACAAACAAAAAGAGAGCUUUUUGAUGCACUUAGGCAGGAGCUUGAAACCCAGGUGCUUGAGAAGGCCUCUAAGUCUGUUUGGGAGUUAAUUUUAGACAACAAUGGAUUGGGAAAGGAAAUCAACCAUACAGUUGAAAGGGUAUUUUGCAAAUUGAGUGGCCGCGAACCGCCGCUGUUUCCUCCUCCUGAUGCCAAUGAAAAGGCCAAUGACAAGGAAAAAGAAAAAGAGAAAGGUAAAGGUAAAGGCAAAGGCAAAGGCAAAGGCAAGGAAACAGCAGCAAGUGAUCCACAUGAGAAGGAGAAAUCAAAUUCUGCAUCCAAGAAGAGGAGUUUUAGUGAACUAAAUGAACAAGGUGAAGGAGAAGACCAUCAAGUUGCAGCUAAAUCUGAUGAACCUCCAGCUGUUGUGCCCGAAGAAGACUUACAAGUUUUGAAGACUUGAAUUUUACUGCUUCGUCAAGCCAUCUUGUUAGACUAGUUUUGUUUUAGUUUUUUAUUGUCUAUAUAUCCACUCUAGGAGGAUGACUAAGUUGUGUGUGCUUUGCUUUUUACCAUUUACUUUAGCUUUGCUUCUCCUCUAAGUAGAUGAGAGUAUAUGCUUCCAUAUUGCCAUUCUUUAAUUACCUGCUCUGUGAUUUUGGGUGUUGAAGGUUGUAACACAAAUUGACUUGUUUAGUGUAUGUCUCUUUGUUUAUGUA